CAAAGCGAAGAUUUUUUUUUGGAGCAGUCUCGAGGCCCUUUGCUUUUUCCCCUUGCGGAUUAGAUGGGUUCGUCUUCAUCACCCAUCGCUUCAGCACCCAAUUUUUCGUCAAUCCCAUUUCCAAACCCCAGAAUCAGAAUUCACGUCUCCUACCAAUACAAUCAGAAAUUUCAAGUCACUAAUAAAAAGUUGUUCUCAAACGCGGCAGCGGUGUUAGUUGCAGCACCAACAAGACCAAGAAGACUAACAAGGUUACAAGUAAAUCUCGUUAAAUGCAGCAGCAGCAGCAACGGGAAUCAGAAUGAAACGGGUAGCAGUCUCGAGGAUAUACUAUCAGGUAUGGUGGAUGAGAGAGUAGAACAACUGUUCAACAAAGAGGAGAACCGGGUUUUACUGGAUGGGUUGGAGAAAGCAACCCACAGAGUUGAAAUGGCCAAGAAACAGUUGGCUGAGAUUCAAAGACAAGAACUCGAGGCUAAGCUCCUGAGGGAUUAUGUUAACAAGCUCCAAUCCACUACUUCCCAGAUUGCAGAAUGUCAAAAAGAGAUUUUAGAUGCAAAAGCAAUGGUUGAAGAGGCAGAGCGUGCUUUAAUUGGUGGUAGUGGCGGGGAGGAAGAUUCUUUCACUGCAGGGAAAAUUCAAUCAGUUGACAGAAAUGAAGAGAGACUAGAAUCUGUAAAAGCGGCUUCAAUAUCUGCCAUAGUUGGCACCUUGGCAGGGCUGCCCUUAUCCUUAACUCGAAUAACUGCCAUCUCUGACCUAAUACUCCCUCUAGGAAUUACCUGUGUUAGCUGUGCUUUAUUUGGAGUAACCUUCCGGUAUGCAGUAAGAAGAAAUUUGGACGAUAUUCAUCUCAAGUCAGGAACAUCUGCGGCUUUUGGCGUUGUCAAAGGCCUUGCAACAUUGGGUGCCGAACCAGGUCUGGAGUUGGACACUGACAGCCUUUUGUCAACCGCCCUUGAUGGUGCAGUUUAUGUAUCUGAAAAUCUCUUGAUUUUCUUUUUGGCCGGUAUUGGUUUGGAUUUCUGCAUGAAAGUGGGGUUUCUAAGCCAAUUUCCUAUCGAUACAUCUAUUUCCAACACCAAUACAUGAACAGGCCUCUCAUAUAAUGGAAAAUUUCUUUGGUUGCGGCGAACUU
Molecule: messenger RNA, 1138 nt
Organism: Coffea arabica (coffee)
Lineage: Eukaryota; Viridiplantae; Streptophyta; Magnoliopsida; Gentianales; Rubiaceae
Source: RefSeq, a predicted model, not a curated record